Striga hermonthica is the source of this 1134-nucleotide messenger RNA. Lineage: Eukaryota; Viridiplantae; Streptophyta; Magnoliopsida; Lamiales; Orobanchaceae. The record is from the annotation of a GenBank genome assembly.
AUGCAGGGAGUUGAUAAUGAUGUUGGGUUUAACAAAUUGCCAGAUGACAUAAUAAUUGCCAUCCUGUCCCGUCUCAGUCCCAAGGAAGCCGCCAGGUCUAGUGUCCUCUCUCGUAGAUGGAGAUACUUGUGGUUUUGCUCGUCCGGUAUCCUUGACUUUGAUAACCGCAAAAUGUUCACCUCCCAUGACCGCCAAAUGUUCAAGUUCGAGGACGACUUCUACCAAGACGAAUUACAUGCUUGGGAAAUAUGUGACAUACAAAAAAAAUUUGUUGCUAGAAAACAAUUUCUGUUCAGAAAAUUCGUUGCCUGGGUCAACCGUGUCCUGAAGAUGCAUCAAAGCCCGACUCUCCAAGGCCUAAUCAUACACUUUAGUACAUCGCGUGACAAAUCCCCUUUUGGCCGCCGCCCGGGCUACAUCGACAGCUGGAUAUAUUCCGCCAUGAGGAAGAAAAUAAAGAUGCUGGAAUUGAAUUUCCCGGGAAACCACUAUGAAUUCCCGAACCUUGACCUACUGUUAUUAUACUCGCCAGACGCUGGAAAGUUUGGUUUUGGAUCCCUAAUGUCCCUUAGCUUGGAGGGCGUUGAUGUCGAGGACACGGUGGUUAGGCAUUUUCUAGCCUCAUGUCCUUACCUCGAACACCUUUGCAUAAGGAAAUCCAAUGCCACCAAGAGACUCCGAUUUGUGGAUCCUUUGCCGAGUUUAAAUGUUUUGGAGAUUUCUGAUUGUUAUUUUAUCAGGAAACUAGAAGUUUCUGCCACAAGUAUUGUCUCGUGUACGUACAAUGGAUCCGAUGCCAUUUUUCCAUUCAAGAAAACACUGAAUCUGUCCGAGCUGACUCUUGGUCGUAAAUUUGCCCAGUUCUUUAUUUAUGAGCCUUCCAAGCACAUGAGUUAUUCGGCCCAGCUGGAGAAACUAACAUUGAAUAUUCACAAAACAUGGUUCCAUUUCACUCCAGAAUUCGGACUUCCUCCUCCUGAUUUGCCAAAGCUAUGCUCUCUCAAGCAUCUGGAGUUGAAUGUUACGUCCACCAUUAAGAGCAUAUACUUCUUCAUCUCAUUGAUUAAGGCGGCUCCUUUAUUGACCGAAUUUAGGAUGAAGAUUACCUAUGUCAGAAAAAGCAAGUCGUACCUG